AUGUUAGCGGGUCGCUAUCGACCCCACGGGCAUAGAAAUUACUUAAAUUUGGCGUUUUGCAGGUCUCGUCGAUUGCUUUCCACUACUAAAAUAGCUGAUGCCCUCGAAGCUUUGGAGGAGGUGGAAGACAUUCAAGGUAUAGACGAUAGAUAUGUUUAUAUAGAUCCACCAUGUAACGGUGAAAUUUCUGAUGGUGAGUCGGGGGAAAAAGACUGUUGCGAUUUUGAUAGAUUGAAUCGGCACCAGCUUCUCGCGCCUGCUGAGCUAGUAAUUCACAUGUCGAAAGAUGAACAGCAUGUUGAAAUCGAGGCUAUUGAACCUGAAAUCUCUCAUCAUACUCCUGCUAAAACUCGACGUAUGCCUAAAAAGUCUCAACCAGCAGUUACAAUAAGUAAUGAGCAACUCAGGCAACCGACGACCAGUUAA
Parnassius apollo (apollo) is the source of this 426-nucleotide messenger RNA. Lineage: Eukaryota; Metazoa; Arthropoda; Insecta; Lepidoptera; Papilionidae. The record is from the annotation of a GenBank genome assembly.